This is a messenger RNA of Orussus abietinus, 2110 nucleotides long. RefSeq names its product GDP-Man:Man(3)GlcNAc(2)-PP-Dol alpha-1,2-mannosyltransferase (gene Alg11). The record is from RefSeq and is a predicted model, not a curated record. Gene Ontology annotation, molecular function: GDP-Man:Man(3)GlcNAc(2)-PP-Dol alpha-1,2-mannosyltransferase activity. The transcript is spliced from 8 exons. Gene Ontology annotation, cellular component: endoplasmic reticulum membrane. Gene Ontology annotation, biological process: protein N-linked glycosylation. NCBI's taxonomy places the organism in Eukaryota, Metazoa, Arthropoda, Insecta, Hymenoptera, Orussidae. The coding region runs from base 269 to 1741 and encodes 490 amino acids.
UUAGGCAUGUAAUGUUAAUAGGUUAUAUAAAAAAUGUUAAUUUUUCGCCUGAAUCAAGUUAGCGUAGAGAGCAGUAUAAAACAUGUACUUGUAUCUAAUGUCAUGAUUUCUCUGCUAAGAAAAUAAACGCUACAUGCAUUCUUUUUUAAGGUUAGGAUUUGAAUGAAAUGUGUCAGACACGCACGAGGAAGAAGCUUGCAUACGUGUAUUGAAAUUUUGUGCGGUGAAUACACGUGACUAGUGUAAAUGAUCUAACAUACUUCGCAAAAUGAUAACCUUUUUCUGCAUGACGGCAACAAUCAUCUCGUUCCUGAAUAUAUUGUUGUAUCUAGUUGCUUCGGUAGUUUUGUUCCUUUCAAUUUUUCUACCAUUCUCAAUUAUAUACUGGAGGAAACUUUAUGAGAAAAAACGUGCAGAGAGAUGUCAAAAAGAAACCGUAAUUGCUUUCUUUCAUCCAUAUUGUAACGCAAGUGGUGGCGGUGAAAGAGUUCUUUGGGCAGCUAUUAAAACUAUUCAAACAAACUAUCCCAAUGUCCAUAUUGCCGUAUAUACUGGAGAUUUGGAUGCAGAUCCUGAACAAAUUCUUAAAAAAGCAGAAAAUGCAUUUAAUAUACAGCUGAAACCAAAUAUUAAAUUUAUUUAUUUACAACGUCGAAAAUGGGUUGAAGCUUCAAUGUAUUCAUACUUUACAUUAUUGGGGCAAAGCUGUGGAUCCGUAUUUUUAGGUUUUGAAGCAUUAACUUAUCUACAGCCAGAUAUUUACAUUGACACGAUGGGUUAUGCAUUCACAUAUCCUUUAUUUAAAUAUAUUGGUGGAUGUCGUGUUGGAUCAUACACCCAUUAUCCAACAAUUUCAACAGAUAUGUUAAAACAUGUAUACCGACGUCAGGUAUCGCAUAAUAAUCGUCGCAUCAUUGCUAGAAAUCCAUUCCUUUCUGCUGGAAAGAUUGUGUACUACAAACUAUUUGCCCUUUUAUACGGAUGGACAGGGAGAUGUGCGGAAAGUGUUAUGGUUAAUUCAUCAUGGACCGAAGAACAUAUUAAUUCAAUAUGGAAAUGUCCAUUGAGAACACAUCGAAUUUAUCCUCCUUGUGACGUAGAACAUCUGUUAAAACUACCACUCUUAAGUGAUCAAGAUAAAAAGGGUUUUAUACAAAUAGUUUCAGUGGCUCAAUUUAGACCUGAAAAGGGGCAUCCACUAAUGUUACGAGCUAUGUAUGAAUUAAGGUCAAUAGUGAGCGAGUCCACUUGGGAUAAGAUUCGCUUGAUUUUUGUUGGUUCAUGCCGCAAUACUGAAGAUGAAGUUCGUGUGAAAGAUAUGCAAGACCUAGCAAAACACUUGGCAUUGGAUGAAAAUGUUGAAUUUAAAUUAAAUAUACCUUACUCAGAAUUAGUGACAGAAUUACAACAAGGAACUAUAGGUCUUCAUGCAAUGUGGAAUGAACAUUUUGGAAUAAGCAUUGUUGAAUGCAUGGCUGCUGGUCUCAUCAUGGUUGCUCAUGCUUCAGGAGGCCCCAGAGCUGAUAUUAUUGAAACUCAACCUAGUAGUCAAAAUGGAUUUUUAGCAGAAGAUGCUGAAGAAUAUGCCAAAAUAAUGGCACAUAUUAUAAAUAUGCAGCCUCACGAAAAAGAUGCUAUUAGAAAUGCAGCCAGAGCAUCGGUUACACGUUUCUCUUGUGGACAAUUUGAAAAAGAAUUCCUACGAGCAAUUGAGCCUUUUUUCAGAACAAAACAAGAAUAAAACUAAGUGGUUUGCAUCAGGAAACUCGGUAGCGUUUCGCGCCAAAUACAUUUAAAAGCCUACGCGAACGGCACCGAAUACUUAACGCGAAAAUUCGGCACAUCAAUUUGAUAUUAUAAUACGGAAGAAAAACUAUAAAAUCACUUGAAUUAUAAAUUAUUGGCGCAUUAAGGAAUUGUUGCGAAAACUAUUUACUCACAUGUUACAGUGUGUGAGAUUACUAUAGAAUAGAUCGAACAGUACCGGUAUAUUUUAAUGUAUUUUACAGCAUAUGAAAAAGCAUUGUAUUCUUGAAAGAGAAAAUUGUUAAAAAUCUAAUGUACAUAAUGAACUGUAAGCACAAUAUAUAAGAUAAAAGCUAAUAUAAAA